AGCUUGUGCGCAUGUCUUCAUAUGUGGAUGGAUGGUUGUGUAGCGGUGCAGCUCUCAUCAUUACAUGCUUGAUGUCCAGCUGGAAGAAGAAGAAGCGAGGAUUUGCAGAAUAUUCGCAUCCAGAGGGCAUCGCGCUUCAGAUCGGAGAUAUCGACAAAUCAGGUGACAUCAUGAGCAAAGUGCAGGGAGGGAUGAAAUGCGUGAAAUAUCUGCUUUUCGUCUUCAACUUCAUCUUUUGGCUGUCAGGCUUGUUGGUGCUGGCUGUGGGACUUUGGCUCAGGUUUGACCCACAAACGGUGGAGCUUUUGACAGGUGACAAAGCCCCCGACACCUUCUUCAUAGCUGUGUACAUCCUUCUUGGUGCAGGAGGGUUAAUGAUGAUCGUCGGGUUCUUUGGUUGUUUCGGGGCUGUACGUGAGUCUCAGUGUCUACUUGCAUCGUUCUUCGCCUGCCUCCUGAUCAUCUUCGGUGCAGAGAUUGCCGCUGGCGUGUUUGGAUUCAUAAACAAGGAACAGAUCGUUGAGGAAGUCCAAAAGUUUUAUAGCAGCUCCAUCACUGACGUCUCUGAUGCGAACGUCACUGCGAUAGCAUUUGUUUAUCACAGAACUCUGAACUGCUGUGGAGGUUCGACACCAGAAACUUCUGCUCCUCUGUGUACAGAAGCUCCAGAGGACACUCAGGACUGUCUGACUGCAAUAACAGACUUCUUUAAUGAAAGGCUGCACAUCAUUGGAUACACUGGGAUUGGUAUUGCAGGAGUAAUGAUCAUCGGAAUGAUCUUCAGUAUGGUCCUGUGUUGUGCCAUCAGGAACAACAGGGAGGUUAUAUAGUAGGUGGUGAGAUGACCUCCCCCACUGCUACCCUGACCAGCAGGCCCACUACAAGCUCACUGAACCCUUCAUAAUCAACCCGUCUUAAUAAGAAGGGAAACACCAAAGUUACAUUUCAAAGCCAUUUCUCAUAGUCCAGACUGAUCUGUUGGGGAGGUUCACUGAAUAGCACAAAAAGAGAAAGAAGUACAACAAAUCCCACGGGCCACAUUCAACACGAUACGCUGGAUUGUCAUCGUCACACCUUCCCCUCGACUCCACCAGCACUGAAACACUAAUUUAUUUCUGUUCUUUUCCAUAACACAUGCUUCUGCUUUUGGCACAACUCUGUGACAUUCCUCUGUUUUUAACGUCCUUUUGUUACACUGCUGGCGCUCCAGAGGCUACAACACAGUACAUGAAGCCUUCUUAGACACAGGAAUGUUGUAACUGAGGAGUAUUUCUGUAAAUAUGGACACCUAUUUUAUGCAUCUGCCGUUAACAUUAUUUAUUCUGUGCCCUCUCUUGCUCUUUUUAUGUCAUUUAUAGGCCUAAUGCCAAUCAUACUUUGUGUGCUUAAAUGUUUUGAGGACUAGCCUGACUGCAGAAUACAUUUCCAUUAUGUGCCUAUUUAGUCACACAGUCAAGCCUCUCAGCUACUCUCCUACUUAUCUAUUCCUUGUGAUUUGAAGAUGUUCAUAAAUACUGUGCUUGUUCCCUGCCACCACUUUCAAGUAUUUAUACUUUAAAGCACAAUAGAGGAAAUGUAGAUAUGAUAUCAACCCAAAGGGUUAGGAAAGGUCUGAUGAUAAACUGCCACUCUGUAAAUCUCUAAAUUCAUCUAAAAGGUCACGAGUAACUCGACGUCCUGAGCUCUUCUGGAGCAUGUGUGAACUGUAACAGUAAGCUAGUUUGCAUUUUGUGUGAAUUAUUGUGGAUGUAAAUUUUGUUGGUGUGCCAAUAAGAUGUGAAUUAUAGAAUAAUAUAGUUUAUGUCACACUGUUAACCAUAAUAAAAAAAUAUCGGGUGCUUUUAUUGAGAUGUUUGACUGGUUUCUGUUUCCUGCCUUUCAAGUGUGUGUGAAUCGCAGGAUUGUUUCUUGUAAAGGUGUCAAAGAGCAGCAGUUUCACUUAUGUAAAUUUUGUGGUUGGUGAGUUUCCUGAACACGUAGGCUCUGUGCAGGCUCGACAACAAGAUAUGGCAGACGUGCAAAGUAGCAACACAAUGCUGCACCACCAGUGCAUAUGCAAAAAACUAAAUUUUGUUAUGUGACACUCAAGAUGAGGCGAACUUACAGACACACUGAGCAACUACAUCUGCUGUCUGUCAGCAUAUGUAAAUAUCUAAACUGAGUUUAUGUGGACAAGCACAUUA
Molecule: messenger RNA, 2183 nt
Organism: Thunnus maccoyii (southern bluefin tuna)
Lineage: Eukaryota; Metazoa; Chordata; Actinopteri; Scombriformes; Scombridae
Gene: tspan2a
Product: tetraspanin 2a
Exons: 8
Coding region: 12-830 (272 amino acids)
Cellular component (GO): membrane
Source: RefSeq, a predicted model, not a curated record